AUGUCUGCACCGAAUUCCCCCAAGCCCUCUUUCGAGUCUGAGGAGCAACCCGAUUCCACAGAUCAUACGAUCCCCGUUGUGGGGUCCGGACACACCCGCACCCUUUCCGGUGACGUGAAACCCAGAGAUCGAAGUCCGCGACGGAGAUCGAUCCAGUUCAGCGUCGGAGCUGCACAGACUCGGCUGCCGAAUCGGUCGCCGAGCAUCAAGGAUAAAAGGCUGUCAUAUGGAGAUACCCCGACGAGGGAAUUUGAAGAGAAGGAAAGGGAACAGAAGGCUGCGCAAUUGAACAGAGGGCCGUCCCCUCCCCCACCAAAGACCUACGAACGAGGCGUCUCUUUCGACACAUUUGAUAAUUUUGACGCCACCGAUUUCUCCCUUACCCUGAACUACAAACACAAGGGAUACCAGAGUACGCGUCGCAGCAGAACGUUUUUGUGCGGGACUGAUCAAAAUGACUACUCCGAGUUUGCACUUGAAUGGCUCAUCGACGAGUUGGUCGACGAUGGCGACGAGAUCGUCUGUCUGCGAGCGGUGGAGAAGGAUUCGCGUAUCGCCACCGACAUUGCAAUUGAAGAGCGGAAAUACCGCGAGGAAGCCGAGAAGCUCUUUGAGCAGGUGAUCCAGAAGAAUAGCCAAGAUGAGAAAGCUAUCAGCUUGGUCUUAGAACUUGCCGUCGGCAAGGUCGAGAGCAUCAUCCAGCGCAUGAUCCGCAUAUACGAGCCCGCAAUGCUCGUCGUAGGCACGCGAGGCCGCAACAUGAAAGGUGUGCAAAGUCUACUCCCAGGCUCUGUGUCCAAAUAUUGCCUGCAGCAAUCACCGAUCCCAGUGAUUGUCGUCCGGCCAUCCCAAAAGCGUGAGAAAAAGAAGAAAAAGCGCCGCGCAGACCCAACCCGGCGGAGCUACAACCACAUUCUGGAACUGAGCGAGCAGCGCGGCAGCCGCAUCUUCGGCGCGACCUCUAGCAACGACAGCAGUACCUCAAAACUGCCAGACGAAGAGGCCGCAGUCGCCGAGGCACUGGGUCUCCCGGCAUCAUACUCGAAUAUGAACUCCCGCAGCUCACUGUCCGUCUCGGACCGCAGCAGUAUCAGCCACGAUGACUCCGACUCAACGACUCCUGCGCGCAACUCGCUGGAUGCUGUAAUUAUGAAGAGUCCGCUCGGCAGCCCGGCGGAUAGUUCCCAGGAAAGCGUGGCGGGCGAGAGCCAGACAGCUCUCCUACUGGAUGGGCCUGCUGAAAAUGACUCUUCGUCUGAUUCUUCCUCAACUACGGAAGGCGACAAGUCGGAUAAUGGGGCUCCAGUGCCUGUGUCUAUUCCUUCGAUUGAAGUUUCCGCUGAUGAUAAUGACAAGAAGUCUUGA
This is a messenger RNA of Penicillium soppii, 1365 nucleotides long. Its product is annotated as universal stress protein. The record is from RefSeq and is a predicted model, not a curated record. NCBI's taxonomy places the organism in Eukaryota, Fungi, Ascomycota, Eurotiomycetes, Eurotiales, Aspergillaceae. The transcript has 3 exons. The coding region runs from base 1 to 1365 and encodes 454 amino acids.